Molecule: messenger RNA, 3252 nt
Organism: Uranotaenia lowii
Lineage: Eukaryota; Metazoa; Arthropoda; Insecta; Diptera; Culicidae
Gene: stv
Product: BAG domain-containing protein Samui
Exons: 2
Coding region: 521-1540 (339 amino acids)
Biological process (GO): protein stabilization
Cellular component (GO): membrane; nucleus; cytosol
Molecular function (GO): protein-folding chaperone binding; adenyl-nucleotide exchange factor activity
Source: RefSeq, a predicted model, not a curated record
UCUCAUCUGUAGCACGGAACCCACGGAACAUUCGACGUCGCGAAGUAAAAAAAUAUAGAUCUGUAAAGUUUUCAAUCGUGAAAAAUAUCCUUAAAUUUGGCAGCUGAUUGCUUUUGGAUACAUUCGCCUACAUUCUUCGCCUUUUCGACGCAGUAAGUUUGUACCAGAAGAUAUUGAAAGCGUGGCCAGGAAGGCUUAAGCCCUAAAUCAGCAGCCAUUCGUCGUGAAGACCCGAAAAUAGAGAUUUUGCAUUGCGGAUUGUUUCUAGAACAAACUGGACGGCUCUCACGCUCUCCCAUAGUUGCCGACCGAAUUUGGAAGCAGCUGGUCGUGGAUAGGUGCAGCGAAAGAAGCAGCUGAGAGGAGGAAGUGCGAAACUCAAACAUAUUCUCGGGCAAAUAGAACCAGGUAUUCAAUAGAUUCAUUGGAAUCCUUACGGUUGUCGGAAUACCGGAACGGAAGAGCUUUAAUUCUAGUGGCAGAUUUCCUAGCAGACUAAACAGAAAACCGGUGCACGAGAAUGUCUCAACAAGAACCCCAAUCUACGCAGCCUACUGUUAGGCAUAUUCCGAUCUUCGUAGAAGGCCGUUCAGAACCGCUACUGAAUAAACUUCCGGAUCCACCAGCGAGUGAAAAACCGAGUAACAAUCCCCAGCAUUCGGCAUCUUUCGAACGGAACACCCACACUAUGCCGGAAGCUCCUCGCAUGGAAAUGCCUUCCCACAAUUCAGACUUUUUCAAACAACACGGUUCAAUUUUUGAUAGAGCGAGAGAUUUCCCGGUGCGUAGCUUUCCAAAUUCGUCGUCGUUCUUCAAGCAAGCUAAUAGCAGCCCGGCACGAGAAUCUUCCCCAGCCAGGCAAGUUCCUAUCUUUGCCACAGAAAGUUCAGUGCCUCCGUCUCAUCAGCAAGCCAGCGCGCAUCCCCAGUCAGCUCCUAGAGGAUCUUCGAUGCCUCGACAAACUCCAUCUCCCCCAACGGCAGCCCAACAGCAACAGCAGUAUCAACAACAGCAAGCUGCUCGUUACCAACAGUAUCAACAGGAUCAGGCAGCUAAACAAGCGGCUCCAACAGCUCAGGAUCAGCCUGAUUCUAAACCGAAACAACCACCACCACCGGUUGCCAACGAUCCAAUCAGCAAAAUCCAAAGGAUCCAACGGGACGUUCUCGACAUCUUCGAUCAAGUCGAGCGGUUCCAGGGCGGCAAAGACGGCAAACGGGACAAGACGUAUAUUUAUUUGGAUGAAAUGCUAACGCAGAAUCUCCUGAAGCUAGAUUCGAUCGAUGCAGAAGAUCAACCACAGAUCAAAUCGGCUCGCCGAGAAGCAAUCAAAAGUAUAAACCACUGCAUUGCCGUACUGGAGGCCAAGGCAGAAGCAGCUGGUACUCCCGAAUCGUCGAUGCCUACCAGCGGUAGCAGUGAUAAGCUCCCAAACGGGACUGCAGCCAAUCGGACCGGUUCCGGCGGCUCUUUAUCGCAAUCCUCGUCCAUCUCUAACAAUAAUUCAUCUAGUCAGCAGCAGUCUGGGGAGCAGCAGUAAGCUUCCCAAAUUCUUUUUCACGUGUUGUCUAUUCUUUGAGAUCUUGGAACUUUUUUAACAGCGCUUUUCACCGCUGGUAGCGUAUGAUACCUAAAUAAGUUUGUGCAAUUUGUCUUUUGAUAUUUCAAUCUUUCGAGAACAGACAAAAGUGCUGUUACUCCAGUUUAUUUUUCUCGAUAUAUGUGAGUCAUAUAUUUAUACGUUUUCAAAUUUAACUGUCGUAAAAAAAAUGUGUUGGUUAUUUCUUUUCCAUAGUUUUCCUCAAAACAUAAUAACUUAUCCACUGCGAUAGUUAUUUCAAACACAUCGAGGUCGGUUAGGCUAAAAUACAUAAUAUGGAAUGCCCUCUUUCUCGGUAUACUUGACUUAUAUUGUUCAUUAGUCUGGAUAGUUUGUGAAAAAUGAAAUAAUUCUCUCACUCCAAUCAGUCAAGAACAGUUUCAUAGAAAUUUUAUUAAGUGCCAUUUUUUUCUCUUGAUUUUCAACUUCAAUAAUAAAUAAUAUGUGACUUCGCCUUCGUCGAUUGCCAUGCAAUCUAUUUGAGUCAAUUGGUGUAUUGACGACAUAAGGAUGUUAGCUUCUUGAGAUUUGGAUUUGCAUAUCAAUUCCAAUGAGUUUAUUGUUAAUCCGUCCUUCAAAAAUUUUCAAAGAGAAGCUGUUUUGCAGUUCUUUAUUUCAUUAUUUUUUUUUCUUAUUCAUUGAAUGAUUGCACAUUUUCACUGUAUGUAGGUAGUAGGUCUAGGAAAACAACAAACUGAAAGUGAUUCACCUAGCGAAAGGUAGUUUAAUAUCUCACAAACAUCAUGUACCCAAAACAAGUUUUUUUUUGUUUUUCAUCAUAAUUCAAUGUUCAGCUUGUACAACUAGCACUUAUUAAUACUCUAAAUCCAACUGCGUCUUUCAAAUUCAAUCAUUUACUUCAAGCCAAAACCACUUAUUUUGUUUGUUAAGAUACAGAAACUCAGUCUACCAUAACUUAUAUUUGAAGCAGUCAGUGCACUAGUGAAACUACGACACAUUUCGGAAUUGAGCUCUUAACGAUCACUGUUGGUCUUGUUUAGGCACACACGCUUUUUAGUUUGUUCUAGUAAGCAUCUUUUAGUAACUUGUAACAUACCUAAGAUCAAGCCUACAUUUGAUGAUGAUAACAAAGGAUUUAUUCUUAAGUUAACACUUCUAGAUAGAAAUUAUGGUUUUUUUUGCAAAUAUUACAUACUCGAAAUUUGAGAGUAGAAAGCACCGAUUGAGGCAAACAAAUUUCGGGUGGCUUCACUAGGAAACACAUAUGAAAGUAUAUUGCGUAAGAAACCAGAGUAUAUUUAUUGUUCGUUUUUUUUUUUUGUUUAUCUCCCCCACCUCUAUUUUCUUUAUAGGCUUAGUUUAACAAUUAUUGUAAACUAAUUUAUGUGCUACACCAACACCAUACACUUCGAAUGAUAUGCCUAUAAACUGUAGAAAGAAGAUUAAAGUUACUGAAAACAAUUAACAACAUAAAUCAAAAUAUCUUGAACACAAUUCACUCAAACAGAUUCUAAUGGAUAGAAAGCAAGUGUUGAGUAAGUAAAAUAUACAGUUAUACAACAAAUGUAAAACUUUGAACACUGUUUAAUAAACAAGAGCGAGAAAUAUUAUUAAUACAAUAAAAAUGAUCGAAUUAAUAUUGAAAAAAUUAAAUAAAAUCAGUAAAAACUUAAGCUCUAUUUAGUACACAA